CAGGAAAAUAUGUCGCACUUAUAAGCCUAAGUAAAUGUGCUGAAUGUGAAGAAUCAGGUCCCAAUUAAUAUCGAAGAUACACUAUACACGGUUUUUAUUAGUGUUCGUUCGUUUUAAUCUCUGAAACUAUAAAGAUGACAUUUAUGUUUUGAAUUGUUGAUAAUGCGCCGUUCGUACUAGUGACGGUGAAACGUGUUGAUUUUAAAGACCCGUCCAGUGUUAUGCAAUCAUGCGUGUGCCAGACAAUAACAAUUUACCGAACUUCAACGAUGAAUCUACGAAACCCCGAGAGGAGCUCAUUUCCAUUGCUACAAGGUUUUUGAGUAAUCAGAAGAUACAACAGAGCCCUUUAACAUACAGGCAGAAAUUCCUAAAAUCUAAAGGACUGACAGAUGAAGAAAUCAGCAUUGCCUUUGAGCGUAGCUUCACUCCAUUGCCAGACACUCAGACAUCAAUAGCAAUACCUCCACAACAGAUAAUUCUUCCUCGGCCAACAUUCUGGAGCAGAUUUAGAGAUAUUGGCAACAGUAUAGCACUAAUAGCAGGUGCUCUCUAUGCUUUAUAUCUGUUCUAUAAGAGAUUCUUACACUCAUUUUUCUUUGGGAAGAAAAAGAAGAAAUCUCUUGAAGAUUCUAUUGUGGACUUAGAGAAAUCAUUGACAGGGAAAGUAAAGAGUGUGCAGGAUGAUGUGAAGAAAACUAGUAUUGAAAUUGGACAUUUAAGCAACCUAGUACAAAAUGCAGAUACAACAAGUAGGCACAUCCAAGAUCUCAAGGCAGAGUUCUCCUCACUCAAGAGUGUGCUUCUUAGUGGGUCACAGUUUCCUGUGCCAAAACAGACCCCAUUAGUAUCAACUGCAAUUCCUUCUUGGCAGAUGCCUCAAAAAGAGGAAGGUGGUACAGGAGUGCAAUCCAAGACUGAAGGCGUCAGUGAUGAGGCUUGUGGAUCAGGCUCAAGUGAUCCUGAAAUGAUAAAUAACAAUGGAAGUGAUAGCAGUAUGGAGUUAAUCAGAGAAUAACAUCUCGUAACGAUGUAGUGAUAAAUGUGGCAUCUUGUAGUUCAGAAACACUGUAAUUUGCCAUAUAUUAUAGUGACACAUUAUCAAUGCUUUAAAUGACUGCCAUAAGCUAAGUCGUUGCUCAAUGAUUUUGUAAAACAAAAGUUUUCAGAGCACCAGCAGUGCAGAUUAAAAAAAAAAAAGCUAUUUUUUUAAAAUAUUUUGUAAUGUUGCUAUAUUUGUUAUAGCUCAUGGGCAUUCCGUUUCAUUAUUUCCAUUGUGACUGACUGCAAUGGUUUGUAAUAUUUGAAUUUAUUUAGUAUCAAUUUCAAGCAGUGUGUUGUGAUAUUUCUCAUGGCAGGUAGUCAUUAGUACAUAUAAAAUCAAAGGUAUCUUGAACCAGACUUCAUUUGUUGUUUCUGUAUGGUUCUAGAUAUCACAGGUGGGGGAAAAUAAAUUUUAUUGCAUACAUUAGUGUGAAUUCCAUAUGCUGCAUUUAAGUCUUGUAAUCAUCUGUUCAAUUUUGAGGAAGUGCAGUGUCAGAUUAAUGAAUUGAUAGCUGGCAUUUCACCGAUGCUCAAUGCUUGCUCCUUCUCCUGCCAUGUUCCCCUUUGAGAAGUGACAAUCUGUGAUCUACCUGUUAGUCCAGUUUCCUCCAUCUUUUUAUUUUCCUUUAAUCAAGCUCAGUAAUAUUUGGUUCCACUAGCUAGUGUUUUUACUAUCCUUUUGAUUAUUUGUGUUCCGUCCUUUAGCCUGGAAAAUACUUUAAAGUUGUUUUAACCAUUAUCUGACCACAGUUCCACUUAGGAGAUUGUAUACAGAGUAAACAAAAUUUUCAUCUUGCAGUAAAGUUUUUGCCAGUUGGGCUGUUAGUGAAGUGUGAAUCAAGUAUUGUAUCUUGUACAAGAUAUAAUUUGUAAAUAAAAUGGAAUUUAAUGUGGAGUAUGUUAAA
Molecule: messenger RNA, 1949 nt
Organism: Schistocerca serialis cubense
Lineage: Eukaryota; Metazoa; Arthropoda; Insecta; Orthoptera; Acrididae
Gene: Pex14
Product: peroxisomal membrane protein PEX14
Exons: 5
Coding region: 230-1018 (262 amino acids)
Biological process (GO): protein import into peroxisome matrix, docking
Cellular component (GO): peroxisomal membrane; peroxisomal importomer complex
Molecular function (GO): signaling receptor binding
Source: RefSeq, a predicted model, not a curated record